Molecule: messenger RNA, 2375 nt
Organism: Coturnix japonica (Japanese quail)
Lineage: Eukaryota; Metazoa; Chordata; Aves; Galliformes; Phasianidae
Gene: NRARP
Product: NOTCH regulated ankyrin repeat protein
Cellular component (GO): cytoplasm
Molecular function (GO): enzyme inhibitor activity; phosphatase regulator activity; protein binding
Source: RefSeq, a predicted model, not a curated record
AGCGCGGCGGAGGGGGCGGCGGGGAGCGGCGGGGAGCCGCUGUGCGCCCGCAUCCCGCGUCCCGCAGCGCAUGCCCGGCCGCGCGGGGUAGCGGCGGCGGGAGCGCCGUCCAUGCGGGGCGAGAAGCGCAGCGGGGCCGCGGCAGCAUGAGCCACAGCGACGUGUCGCCGUGCGCGGCGCCGCCCAGCCAGCGCGUCUUCCAGGAGGCCGUUCGGCGCGGCAACACCAAGGAGCUGCAGUCGCUGCUGCAGAACAUGACGAACUGCGAGUUCAACGUGAACUCCUUCGGGCCGGAGGGGCAGACGGCGCUGCACCAGUCCGUCAUCGACGGCAACCUGGAGCUCGUCAAGCUGCUCGUCAAGUUCGGCGCCGACAUCCGCCUGGCCAACCGCGACGGCUGGAGCGCGCUGCACAUCGCCGCCUUCGGGGGCCACCAGGACAUCGUGCUCUACCUGAUCACCAAGGCCAAAUACUCCGCCGGCGCGCGGUGAUGCGGGGCCGCCCCCACCCUGCGACCCCCCCCCCCCCCCCCCGGACGCGUGGAAGCCGCUCGGACCGCGCGCUCCGUGGUUCCGCCGAGACGCCCCCGCCGCUCCCCCGCUGCCGAGUCCGUUGUUUGGUCCGGUUUGGUUUUUCCUUCCGAGGGUUGUUUUCCUACUGUAAUUUUUUUUUUCCAUCUACCUCGGCUGCACUCACAGUAUUCACGGUUUCAGUUUGGCGUCUGCUCAGAUGCUUUAAAACUCUCCCAGCUCCCGAUGGUAUUUAAUCCUCCCCCCGACCCCUCGCCCGUCCCUGGGUUUUAAAGCACUCUGCCGCAGAACGAGUUCAUUUCAACACUCCCGCCCCCUCCCCGUCCCCCCGGGGCUGCGCUGUGCCCGGUGCAGGUGCCCCGGCCCGGCGGCUGCUCCCUCCUGCUCGGUUCGUGGGUUGAUUUUGGUCACUCCGUUGGAUAUGGUGCACGUGCGCUGCCUGCCUCCUUUUUGGUUUGUUUUUUCCCUGCCCUUUUUCCGUUGGGUUUUUUGUUCGUUUCUUUGGGGGUGUCUGAAGAAAGCUGCAUCCUCAGCCGCUCCUUGAAUCCAUUUAGCACAAGUGAGACCACAGGAAAAGACACUGAAUCCUUCCUCCCGGCGUCGUGUGUGUGUGAGAGGGGAGGGGGGGGUCAGCAAAUCCGGAACGUAUUUUUUAAUUAAAAAAUAUAUAUUAAAAAGGAAAAAAAAAAGAAAUAGGUGAACUGAACUGUAGGAGGCAGAGGAUUUGCUUUGCACAGAGGAGGGCCGUGAGCGCUCUCUGCUGCCUCGAGAGGUGCCUGAAAACUACUGAGCAAUAGUUGGGGAACUUUGGUUUCGUCCCUUUGGUGAAACUUGGAUCACGCUUCUCAGUGCGGGACGAUCCCUUUGUGCGUAGAGCCCGCCCGCCUUUAGACGGUGUGUAUAUAUAUAAAUAUAUAUAUGUGCCCGAACCGAGAUAUAUAUAUUUAUAAAGGAAAGGGAGGGGGAGGAGCGAGCCGCCCCGAUCGCGUUGUGAAGUGACUGCACGUAGAAUGGCAAAAUGCUGCUUUUAUUGCUAUGGCACAAAAGCGUCCAUUGGAAAAUGCGGAACGUUUCAGAGCCCCCCCGUCCCUCUGCUGUCCGUCUGCACUAAAACGACCACUGCCGCCCCCGACCGUAACGAUUAACGAGGAAAAAAAGGAAAAAGGAAAAAAAAAAAAAAAAAGCAACUAGUUACCUGCUGGUUUUGGGGCCGUGUUGAAACUAUUUAUGUUGUCUGUGUGUCUGUGGGUGACGUUUGUGCCCCUGCUCCUGUUGGAUGCUGGCCGUGAGCCGUUCAGAUCUGGGGGAAACACGCUUCUUUUCCCCCUUUUUAUCCCCCCAGUUUUACCAUGAUCCCAGCUCGUUUCUGCCGCUGUUUUUCCCGUUGCACUGAGCGUUCUGUUCUGCUUGGCCUCGCGGUUCCACCUGCAGACCGUGUGGUUGGAGGCGCAGCGCUGCAGACCCGGCGGGAGGCGGAGGAGCACCGACAUCCUGCGGCUCUGCCGGCUCCGCUCCCCGGGGUGGGAACAGCUCCUUCCCCGUGAGGUUGUUGUCGUUACCGGAUGGUUGCACAUCUUCUUUUAUCUUCUUUUAUCUUCUUUUAUCUUUUUUUCUUUUUCUUUUUUUUUUUUUUUCCUCAAUGGAUUUGCCACGGUGGAAAUGUCAUAACAUUUAUGGCAUGGUAUUAAAGGAGGAAAGUGUACUUUAAAGCCAAGUUCUAGAUGGAUUUUUAAAAAGAAAUCUUGGUUAUAAACCCGGUCUAAAGGGAGCUCUGUCCAGUGUUGUAAAGACAACGUGAUGUAACCCAUAUUUAUAUUUUUAUAAAAUGCCUAUUGAGACUGUGAA